Molecule: messenger RNA, 942 nt
Organism: Tupaia belangeri chinensis (Chinese tree shrew)
Lineage: Eukaryota; Metazoa; Chordata; Mammalia; Scandentia; Tupaiidae
Product: olfactory receptor 5D18
Exons: 1
Coding region: 1-942 (313 amino acids)
Biological process (GO): G protein-coupled receptor signaling pathway
Cellular component (GO): membrane
Molecular function (GO): G protein-coupled receptor activity; olfactory receptor activity
Source: RefSeq, a predicted model, not a curated record
AUGUUAUUAUCAGAUAGAAAUAAGAGUGGGGCCACAUUUACCCUCCUGGGUUUCUCAGACUACCCAGAACUACAAGUUCCACUCUUCUUGAUUUUUCUGGCCAUUUACAGUAUCACUGUGGUAGGGAACAUUGGGAUGAUUGUAAUCAUCAAAAUCAACCCCAAACUGCACACUCCCAUGUACUUUUUUCUCAGCCACCUCUCCUUUGUGGAUUUCUGCUAUUCUUCCAUCAUUGCUCCCAAGACACUGGUGAACCUUGUUGUUGAAGACAGAACUAUUUCAUUUUUAGGAUGUGUGAUCCAGUUCUUUUUCUUUUGUACCUUUGUGGUGACUGAAUCCUUUUUAUUGGCAGUGAUGGCCUAUGACCGCUUUGUGGCCAUUUGCAACCCUCUGCUCUACACAGUUGCCAUGUCCCAGAAACUGUGUGCCAUGUUGGUGGCUGGAUCGUAUGCAUGGGGAGUAGCAUGUUCCUUGAUUCUGACAUGUUCUGCUUUAAAGUUAUCUUUUCAUGGAUUCAACAUAAUCAAUCACUUUUUCUGUGAGUUCUCCUCCCUGCUCUCCCUCUCUUAUUCUGAUACUUUCCUCAACCAGUUGCUGCUUUUCAUUUUUGCCACCUUUAAUGAAGUCAGCACACUGCUCAUCAUUCUGAUGUCAUAUGUGUUCAUUGUUGUUACCAUCCUCAAGAUACAUUCAGCCAGUGGACGCCGCAAAGCCUUCUCCACCUGUGCCUCCCACCUGACUGCAAUCACCAUCUUCCAUGGCACCAUCCUCUUCCUCUACUGUGUCCCCAACUCUAAAAACUCCAGACACACUGUCAAAGUGGCCUCAGUGUUUUAUACAGUGGUAAUCCCCAUGUUGAAUCCCCUGAUCUACAGUCUGAGAAAUAAAGAUGUCAAGGAAGCAGUCAGCAAGAUAAUGGACACUAAAGUCUUUUCUAAUUGA